Messenger RNA from Echinops telfairi (small Madagascar hedgehog), 1731 nucleotides. RefSeq names its product popeye domain containing 2 (gene POPDC2). Lineage: Eukaryota; Metazoa; Chordata; Mammalia; Afrosoricida; Tenrecidae. Gene Ontology annotation, cellular component: sarcolemma. The transcript is spliced from 4 exons. Gene Ontology annotation, molecular function: cAMP binding. The record is from RefSeq and is a predicted model, not a curated record. The coding region runs from base 416 to 1510 and encodes 364 amino acids.
GACAGCACAGAGCAGCAUGUGGUCACUUCGUCCCAUACUCCACCGAAGAGUUCUGCCCUGUGGACUACCCUUUCUUGGGAUGUCUUCAUUCUCCCACUGAGAACCAAGUUAGAAGAUUGUGCUAAGGAAACUGGAGCUCAGAAAGACCACCAGAGCUCUGUGGGGAGAAGCAGAGCUGUGCUGAGGGAAAGAGAGAGGGGCAGGGUGGGGGUGAGGGGCGGCUUUAGAAUUCUCCAUGAAGGUUGCUAGAUUAUGCCAGUCAUUCCCAAAGCUACAGGGAGCACUCCGUCCAAGAAAGGAGGCGCUGGUACUAAGCAGGCGGAGGUGAGGGGACCUGGGCGGGCAGGCAACUCCGACUCCAGUCUCCUCCAAGGGGGCAAUUUGAGCACUUAGGAAAGCCUCCAGCCGCUGGAAGAUGGGGGCCAGCAGCAGCAUGGUGAGCCAGCAACUCUGGCUGAGACCAGUGUGUGUUGGCUGGAGGCAGGAUAUGGAAGGGGCUCUCUACCACCUGGCUAACCUCUUCCUGCUUCUGGGCUUCAUGGGGGGCAGCGGGGUGUAUGGUUGCUUCUACCUCUUUGGCUUCUUGGGCACAGGCUACCUGUGUUACGUGCUGUGGGGCUACUUCCAUGCCUGCAGCUUGAACAUCACCCUGGGGGCCUCCCUGCUGGCAAUCGCCUGUCUGUCCCAGCUGGCACACCUGGCGUACCGCCUGCGUGAGGAAACCAUGCCCAAGGAGUUCCACCUCCUCUAUCAGACUCUGUGCCUGCCGCUGCGGGUGCCCCCCCGGGCAUACAAGGAGAUCGUGCACUGCUGCAAGGAGCAGGUCUUGGGGCUGGCCACGGAGCAGACCUAUGCUGUGGAGGGCGAGACGCCUAUCAACCGCCUGUCCUUGCUGCUCGCUGGCCGGGUGCGUGUGAGCCAGGAGGGGCAGUUUCUUCACUACAUCUUUCCCUACCAGUUCAUGGACUCACCUGAAUGGGAAUCCCUGCAGCCCUCCGAGGAGGGGGUGUUCCAGGUCACUCUGACGGCCGAGACUACGUGCAGCUACAUUUCCUGGCCCCGGAAAAGUCUCCACCUUCUUCUGGCCAAAGACCAAUACAUCGCCCGCCUCUUUACUGCCUGGCUGGGCUAUGACAUUUCAGAGAAGCUCUACUCUCUCAAUGACAAACUCUUUGCCAAGUUUGGCCUGCGCUUUGACAUCCGCCUUCCCAGCCUCUACCACGUCCUGGGUCCCGCUGCCCUGGAUGCAGGGCCAGAGCCUGAGAAGAAUGGCGAGGAGCCUUGUGAGCCAGCCGUGUCCCUCUCUCGGAUCCUGCCCACACCUGUCCAGAAAACACUCCCUUGUCCUCCCCCUCCAACUGCCACCAACCCUCCUGCACCCCCUUCCCGGGCAAGGAUGUCCAGGCCCGACAGCGGCACCCUGGCGUCUACAGCUCCUCUUCCGAGCAACUCUCCAGUUAUGUCCAAGGGAAAGGCCCCUUUGGCCCCGACCCAAACUCCUGAACUCUGAGGAUCUUUGGACAGUCCUUUUGGCUGAUAUACUCUGGCCCUCGUUAAUAGCCACAGGAAGGUCACCGUCUGCACAGCUACUUCCUUACAGGAAGGCUCACCCACCUGCUAGGAGCGGACACAGAAGAGGACACCGUGGUCACCACACACAACCCUGAAGGACUUUUGAAAAGAGUCACCCUCAUCAGAUUUCCUCCUGGAGAAUGCCACUCAAAGUGCAGA